UAACUAGGGUUUCGUAUAAAUUAAAAUGCUACCUAGGGUUUUCUCUUUCUUCUACCCUGUGCGCGCGCGCUGAGUGUCGAGCAUUCCUUGCCUCUACCGGCACCGGCGCUGAACAACAUGGCGUUUACCAUCCGAACCAGAAAGUUCAUGACCAACCGCCUUCUCGCUCGGAAACAAUUUGUCGUUGAUAUCCUUCACCAAGGGAUGGCAAAUGUUUCCAAGGCUGAAAUAAAGGAGAAACUUGCACUAAUGUAUAAUGUGAAGGACCCUAACACUGUAUUUGUCUUCAAGUUCCGAACUAAUUUUGGAGGUGGCAAAUCCACUGGAUAUGGUUUGAUAUAUGAUUCAGUUGAGAAUGCAAAGAAGUAUGAGCCCAAAUACCGGCUUAUCAGGAAUGGACUUGAUACUAAGGUUGAAAAGUCAAGGAAGCAAAUGAAGGAAAGAAAGAACAGAGCAAAGAAGAUUCGCGGAGUGAAGAAGACAAAGGCAUCCGAUGCUGCCAAGGCUUGAAAGAAGAAAUGAGUUUUCAGAUGUUUUAUUAUAGUAUUAAGGUUUUCUUGUUAUAUUGUUAGGGUCUUGAUGCUGUUGGUAUUUUCUUAAGACCAUUUUUGUCUUAUAUCUUCCUACUCUAAUUGAUAUUCAGUUAUAACUUGAGAUUCAGUAACUAGCAGUGUCCAAUUUUGACAGUUGUAAACAGUUAAUUGAUUUUAAUACUUAAUCGCAUUGUUGCUUGGUUUGGUUGGUAUGGA
Cicer arietinum (chickpea) is the source of this 749-nucleotide messenger RNA. RefSeq names its product small ribosomal subunit protein eS24z. Gene Ontology annotation, molecular function: structural constituent of ribosome. Gene Ontology annotation, cellular component: ribosome. The record is from RefSeq and is a predicted model, not a curated record. Gene Ontology annotation, biological process: translation. NCBI's taxonomy places the organism in Eukaryota, Viridiplantae, Streptophyta, Magnoliopsida, Fabales, Fabaceae.